Pseudophryne corroboree (corroboree frog) is the source of this 2742-nucleotide messenger RNA. RefSeq names its product adrenoceptor alpha 2B (gene ADRA2B). Gene Ontology annotation, biological process: adenylate cyclase-activating adrenergic receptor signaling pathway; regulation of vasoconstriction; regulation of smooth muscle contraction. Lineage: Eukaryota; Metazoa; Chordata; Amphibia; Anura; Myobatrachidae. The transcript has a single exon. Gene Ontology annotation, cellular component: plasma membrane. Bases 286 to 1470 code for a protein of 394 amino acids. The record is from RefSeq and is a predicted model, not a curated record. Gene Ontology annotation, molecular function: alpha2-adrenergic receptor activity; epinephrine binding.
AAAUCUGCAUUUCUCACCUCAGUGAGAGAAGUGUGAUCAAGACCGCUUUUAUUUCCUAUCAGACAACAAGCGAAUAUACUUCUACAGCUCUUGGAUGCAGUUCUAAACAAAUAGGACUGUAUGGAAUCACAGCCUGGGUGACUAAACUUUUUAUGAAGUUCUGAAAAGUUUUAUCAAAACUAUAAGAAGAAGGAAUGAUGGAGACUCAACUUGUUGGUGACCUAUUAUCCUAGCCCAGACAUUUACUGUCCUGGAAGUUCUACCUACCUCUGUGAUCAGUGAGAAAUGGCGUCACCUGUCUCCUACUCCAUACAAGCCACUGCGGUUAUAGCAGCAAUCAUCACCUUCCUCAUCCUUUUCACAAUCUUUGGUAACGUCUUGGUGAUAAUAGCGGUUCUGACAAGUCGAUCACUGAAAGCUCCUCAGAACCUGUUUUUGGUGUCACUGGCUGCAGCAGAUAUCCUUGUGGCCACACUCAUUAUUCCCUUCUCCUUGGCUAACGAACUGAUGGGAUACUGGUACUUUGGGAAUACUUGGUGUGAGAUGUACUUGGCACUUGAUGUUCUUUUUUGCACGUCAUCCAUAGUGCACCUAUGUGCUAUCAGCUUGGACAGGUACUGGUCGGUCAGCCAAGCCAUUGAGUAUAACUCCAAGAGGACUCCUAGGAGGAUAAAGUGCAUAAUCUUAAUAGUCUGGACUCUGGCAGCCUUAAUUUCCUUGCCUCCACUGAUUUACAAAGGCAAGAAGGAGGACCAGAGAAAAGACAAACCCCAGUGUAAGUUGAAUGAGGAACCCUGGUACAUCCUUUCCUCCAGUAUCUGCUCCUUCUUUGCACCCUGCCUGAUCAUGAUUCUAGUAUACCUCCGAAUUUAUCUCAUUGCCAAACGCCGGAGCAUGAAAAACACUAGAACUUUCGGUAAGACUUGUAAAUCAACUGGAAACAGCACUCUGAACAAUGUGGAAAAGUCAGCGGGCCAUACCUGCAUUACUCCACAGGAGAAGCUGGAUUCCGAUCUCCCACGGGUUGUCAGAGUAUCCCUUCCUGCACCCAAGGAGAACAAUGACCAGACCUCAAUCAACAGCAGCUUAAGAGACCCCAAUGGCCUUGGACCUCCUGUUAUGGACACAGUUAUUACAACUAGAGGUAUUAUACUGCUGCCUAAGAAGGCUAAAGACCCCAACAUGACCAAGAAAAAAAGCCACAUCAACCGAGAGAAGAGGUUUACCUUUGUCCUAGCAGUGGUCAUUGGGGUAUUUGUUUUGUGCUGGUUUCCAUUCUUUUUCACCUAUAGCCUUGGGGCCAUCUGCCCUGAACUCUGCUAUAUCCCACCAAGUGUCUUUCAGUUCUUUUUCUGGAUAGGAUAUUGUAACAGCUCACUCAAUCCAGUUAUAUACACAAUAUUCAACCAGGACUUCAGAAAGGCUUUCCGUCGUAUUCUGUGCAGUCACUGGACACACUCUGUUUGGUGACCAGUAAAGCAUGGAGUCCUGACCUCCUCCUGUAUUUAUUAGACAGAUGAGACAAGGAACUAGAUGUAUAGAGAGCUAGAUGUUAAAUAUUCUAACAAACCAAACCCAUCACUGCUGACUUUUACUCAUGUUUGCCCAUGAUGGGAAAUGUCUCCUGCUCCACACAAUAUUUCCAUCCCAAGCUGAGCUUGGUCAAAUAAAGCUGUUUGUGUGAGAUUCAUCUGGUGUUGCAAAUGCUUAUCAAAGUAUUGUGCUCUCACUUUCUGUGACUUACAGUACUCUUGUAGAAUCCUGGCUGGUAGCCUAGUAUAGGGGCUUUCUGUUCCUUCUGUAUACAGUUUUGUUUAAUAUCUGGCAAGCAAAGAGUUGGCUUAAAACUAUGUAACGACGGAUGCACAAUGUGACCUUAUGUAUGCUCUACUAAAACAGACAUUUAUGUUUUUCAUCUUGGAGAUGAUUGUAAAGCUAACAAAAUAUGGUAUUUUAAAAUAAAUGCAUUCGAUACACAAAUAUCGUGCAAAUGGCUCUGUAUAUACAGGCAGAUUAACUAGUGGCAAUAAAGGGUAAUUGGUUACUCUUGUUUGGGUAUAAUGUAAUUUGGAUUUAUUGAGCUUUAGUUCACUCUGGAUUGGGGUGGUCAUUCCGAGUUGUUCGCUCGCUAGCAGUUUUUAGCAGCCAUGCAAACGCUAUGCCGCCUCCCACUGGGAGUGUAUUUAGCUAGCAGAAGUGUGAACGUAAGGAUCGCAGAGCGUCGGCAAAGUUUUUUUUGUGCAGUUUCUGAGUAGCUCAAUACCUACUCAGCGCUUGCGAUGACUUCAGACUGUUCAGUUCCUGUUUUGACGUCACAAACACGCCCUGCGUUCGCCCAACCACGUCUGCGUUUUUCCUGGCACGCCUGCUGCGUCUUUUCGAACACUCCCUGAAAACGGUCAGUUGACACCCAGAAACGCCCACUUCGUGUCAAUCACUCUGUGGCCAGCAGUGCGACCAAAAAGCUUCUCUAGACCAUGUGUGAAAUGACAUCGUUCGUUGUAAUAGUACGUUGCGUGUGCGCAUUGCGCCGCGUGCGCAGAAGUGCCGUUUUUUUUUGCCUCAUCGCUGCACAGCGAACGAAUGCAGCUAGAGAUCAACUCUGAAUGACCACCAGGGAUAUUAUCUUUAAAAACCUAUUCUGCUCUGUGAUUGUACUUUCAUAGCAUCCUCCCCCCACACCACCUUGACCCACCACCAACUCCUCUCCUUAGUUUGUACCGUACAUAUGACAAUAAAAAA